Molecule: messenger RNA, 1631 nt
Organism: Erpetoichthys calabaricus (reedfish)
Lineage: Eukaryota; Metazoa; Chordata; Cladistia; Polypteriformes; Polypteridae
Gene: wif1
Product: wnt inhibitory factor 1
Exons: 9
Coding region: 167-1204 (345 amino acids)
Biological process (GO): anatomical structure development
Cellular component (GO): cell surface; extracellular region
Molecular function (GO): signaling receptor binding
Source: RefSeq, a predicted model, not a curated record
ACCCCCUUUAUAGCGGGGCUGGCCGGACAGCGGCGUCUCACUUCAGCUUUUGCUCCUUGACAGCUGGAGACCCCUGCGGUGAGCGGCACGCACUGAGCAAACGGCACUGAGCACGGGGGGAAAGAAAGUUACAAAAAGGCGUAUUAGAAUAGACUGAGACUCGAGUAUGGCCACCAGCACGGCUACCUACGCUUCGCUGCGCUCCUACGCUCUUCUACACGUGCUGCCGUUCCUGUUGGCGAGCGCUGCGCAGCGAGAGGGGACUUUCUACUUGUGGAUCGAUGCGCAUCAAGCCAGGACACUGAUAGGUUUCGAGGAAGAUAUUUUAAUUGUGUCCGAGGGAAAAAUGGCUCCGUUUACUCACGAUUUCAGGAAAGCGCAGCAGAGGAUGCCAGCGGUUCCUGUCAAUAUCCAGUACAUGAAUUUCACAUGGCAAGCCACUGGCCAGGCAGAGUAUUAUUAUGAAUUCCAGACUUUGCGAUCUUUAGACAAAGAUGUCAUGGCAGACCCAACAGUGAAUGUGCCACUCCUUGGAACUGUUCCUCACAAACCCUCAGUAAUACAGAUCGGUUUUCCAUGCCUUGGAAAUCAAGAUGGUGUGGCUGCUUUUGAAGUUACAGUGAUUAUAAUGGAUGAAGAAGGGAAUGUUAUCCUUAGAACUCCACACAAUGCCAUUUUCUUCAAAACCUGCCAAAGAGCCAAAUGUCCAGGUGGAUGCCGAAAUGGGGGAUUCUGCAAUGAAAGGCAUGUAUGUGAAUGUCCAGAUGGGUUUUAUGGUCCACACUGUGAAAAAGCUCUGUGUGCUCCACGAUGUCUGAAUGGUGGAUUGUGUGUUAGCCCAGGCAUGUGCAUUUGCCCACCAGGCUAUUAUGGAGUGAAUUGUGACAAAGCAAACUGCACUCGAACUUGUCAAAAUGGAGGAACCUGCUUUCACCCUGGAAAAUGUCUUUGUGCUCCCGGUUUUGAAGGUCAACAUUGUGAGAUCAGCAAAUGUCGUCAGCCAUGCAGAAAUGGUGGAAAAUGUAUCGGAAAAAAUAAAUGCAAAUGCCCAAAAGGUUUUCUGGGAGAUUUUUGUUCAAAAGGAAAUCGAGCUGGAGUGAUGACUGCCCAGAGAGCUGCAAGCGCCAAGCACAAGCUUCACCCUGCAUCCACCAAAGAUGUGGACAGUGGCAAGACUCAACCUGAGACCAAUUACAUCUUGUGAGAACGGAAUAUAGAGACAGCAUGACCGCAGGUGGUGCCCUGCUAGCCUUUUAAUCUUUUCACUAUGAUGAAGACUAAAGACCUCAACAACUGGGCUUACUUGCUCUAAGGUGAUCCUAAAUCAUUGCCCAGUUCCGAGGUUUGAUUUUCUGUUUUUACUGAUACUCCUUAUUGUAAAAGGGAAUGAUCAGUCCCUAAGAUGGUUUGUAUGAGAGAUACAUACUGGAUGUUGGCUCUUGAAGGUUGGUCUGAAAAGUAUAAGUAUUUUAUACAUAAAUAUUUGCUGUUCUUAAUCUUUAUUAUUUCUGCAUAUUUACGUCUAAAGUGUAAGUAUGUCAAUUGUAAGAAACUGCAUAUAAUUUUAAAACUUUAGUUAUUAGUGAUUUAUGUUAGGUAUUAGAAAAGUUUAUAAAAUGACUUGAAAAAGA